AUACGGACGACCGCACGUUCGCCAUCCAGUACAGCGUCUCAGAUGGUGAUGCCCCCAUAUUCACCAAUCUGCCGGCUACUAUAGACGUUUACGACCACACCGUUAUCAGCACGUCCAUCUUUAACGUCACCGUCAAUGACAGCAACGCAGCAGAGUUAUCUUCCCUUGUCAUGUCUGUUUCUUUCUAUGAGCCGCACAGUAGUACUCCAGCUAUAGCUAUCGAUCUGAACACAGGUCAGGUGACUACGGCUAACCAGUUGUAUGUGAGUACUGUGACCUUGACCUUGACCCUGACGGAUGUGUGUGGGCUUUCAGACAGUCAGACACUGACCGUAAAUAUCAUCAACCAGCCACCGAUCAUCAGUAACCUCCCGGCGGCUGUCGAUUUGUCGGAAACCGUUACCGUGGAAACACUUCUUUACACACUGUCCGUGUCUGACCCCUCGAAUGACCUUGUUAUGUGCACAGUGAACUCCUCCUCUCCAACAGACGCCCCAUUUCUGAUACAACUUAUCCCGGGGACUUCAAAUUACGGGGUAUAUAGCAGGCUGGUGCCUCUAUUUGACUACAACAUCACUGACCAGUACGUACUGACCAUUCACUGUACGGACACCAAGGACAUUACAUCCGGGCAGUUCGAGAUUAACAUGCUGCCAAACACCGUACCUUUUUUCCUUAAUAUCCCCGCUUCAGUUACCAUAGCGACGACGACACAGAUAGGUACAGUGGUGUACACUGUUCUAGCGGCAGACAACGAAACAACUAACAUCGAGUUUUCGAUAGCCAGUUGUUCCAAUUGUUGGUUUGCAAUAGCAGAAACCGGACAAGUGAUUCUGAAAACGUCCAUCCUUACCACCACUACAACUGUGUAUGAAAUCCGAAUCAGUGUCAGGGACGCCUCCCUAACAUCUUCUACUACCAAACUCAGCUUCAUCAUUUCAGGAGUCAAUAACCAGCCAACCAUCAACAAUUUACCUCUGACGUUGAAUAUUCUGGAAUCCGUCGCCAUAGGAACGGCGAUCUUCACUUUAGAUGUGACAGAGCAUGACACAGACGAUACAUUGAAUUACGUCAUUUCCUACACACCGUCCUCUGCGGCAGCAAAGUUUCAGUUCGACGUCAGCAGCCUUCUUGGGCACAAAGGUGCUCCAAAGCUGCCGGUGUCCACGUUCCAUCCGUGGAAAGCCUUGACAGAACGUGAAAAGCGUGUCGGACCUUCAUCAGAACCAAAACAACUUAUGUUGAUACAAAGCCUCGAUUUCGAAUCAGGGGUUAUUCAAUACACCAUUGGAUUUACAGUGGACGAUGGGUCCUUGACCGCCGGCCCUUCUUCCUUGACCAUCGACGUCCUAGAUGAUAACGAGGCUCCCGUGUUUACUCGUGAGAUGUAUUACAUUACAGACUCCGAGAACAGGAACGUCGGCUACUCACUGCCAAGUGCGCUGUUCACUGUGACAGACGCUGACGUUGGCGAUUCUCUGACGUAUUCAAUAGCUUCAGGCGACCCCCUAGAGCGCUUCACCAUCAAUGCUACUUCCGGAAUUCUGGAGUUUGCUAUCGUAUACGAUAUCGAUGAUGGCCGAAUGCCAGCGGUGGUCAAUCUGACCAUUAUGGUAACCGAUACGGGUGGAUUGUCCGCAACAACACUUGUACAAGUCACCCUUCUAGACAGUAACGAGAACCAACCAAUUUUCAUCUCCGACACGUUUGAGGCCAACAUCCCCAAUGACUAUCCGGUGAAAUCAAGUAUAGUAUCUGUCUCCGCCACAGAUAUAGACUACACCUACAACGUUAUCGAGUAUUCACUUAUAGACGGGGAUCUCCAGUAUUUUGACGUAAAUGAGGAAUCGUGGGUUUACCUCAUCAAAUCUGUCGCCGAGUUUUACAACUACACGACACUAAGCGUGAAGAUACAGGCAUAUUCUCAUGGCCAUAGAUCCUACGCUUACGCUAACAUCCUCGUCAGCCCAGCACUGGGCGAUAGUCUUUUCAACCAUACCGGAAACAUCCUCUGGUUCACCGCAUGCGUAGUAGCCGUGGUUCUUAUCGUCAUUAUGUGUGUGUUCAUGGUGUAUCGGUACAUCCGGUAUGGCUACGCAUGCUCACCGAAGAAAUGGUCAUUGGACUGCGGUGUACUCAGACGGGGUUGGCAGGGUUUGAAAAACAAACUAAACGAGGGAACAAACACGGUCCGCACCAAAUGGAAGGCUUGGAAAAUAUCUAAGAACCACAUAAAAAAAAUCGCAACUCCAAAAAAGGUUGCAUUUUCACCGGAAAAGAUCAGCAUACCCAAGAAAUCGCCUCCUAGGACUCAAGGACGAUGUUAUCAUGGGAUUUGCAGCAAAUUUCUGUCAUGGUUACCGAAAUGCAAACGGCCUGUUGAACGAAUACAGGUGCAACCUGUAGCCGUGACCUCUGACCUCCCCACCCCCCUGACCGACACUUACAGCUGGACACCCUGGAGAAAUGAGUGGGAUAUCGCACCGGGUUACACUGUCUGAUUAAAAUCGGUGAAACGGGGCUUCCAAUUGUACCUGAUGGAGACCAACUCUACAUAUUAGAAG
Mizuhopecten yessoensis (Yesso scallop) is the source of this 2564-nucleotide messenger RNA. RefSeq names its product cadherin EGF LAG seven-pass G-type receptor 1-like. The transcript is spliced from 16 exons. The record is from RefSeq and is a predicted model, not a curated record. Lineage: Eukaryota; Metazoa; Mollusca; Bivalvia; Pectinida; Pectinidae. Gene Ontology annotation, cellular component: cell-cell junction; membrane. Gene Ontology annotation, biological process: homophilic cell-cell adhesion. Bases 171 to 2501 code for a protein of 776 amino acids. Gene Ontology annotation, molecular function: calcium ion binding.